Miniopterus natalensis is the source of this 2167-nucleotide messenger RNA. RefSeq names its product adenosylhomocysteinase (gene AHCY). Lineage: Eukaryota; Metazoa; Chordata; Mammalia; Chiroptera; Miniopteridae. Gene Ontology annotation, cellular component: cytosol. Gene Ontology annotation, molecular function: adenosylhomocysteinase activity. The record is from RefSeq and is a predicted model, not a curated record. Gene Ontology annotation, biological process: L-methionine cycle.
CGCCGCCAGGAACGGAUCCCUUCCCGUUGCUGUCGGCCCAGUUCCGUUUCCUAGUACGAAGCCCGGCCCCCUUCGCUUGUGUCCAUUACUCCGUGCGGAGCAGCCGUCAGCAUGUCGGACAAACUGCCCUACAAAGUCGCUGACAUCAGCCUGGCCUCCUGGGGACGCAAGGCCCUGGACUUGGCGGAGAACGAGAUGCCGGGCCUGAUGCGCAUGCGGGAGAUGUACUCAGCUUCCAAGCCGCUGAAGGGCGCCCGCAUCGCCGGCUGCCUGCACAUGACCGUUGAGACAGCCGUCCUCAUCGAGACCCUCGUUGCCUUGGGUGCUGAGGUGCAAUGGUCCAGCUGCAACAUCUUCUCCACCCAGGACCAUGCAGCAGCUGCCAUUGCCAAGGCUGGCAUUCCAGUGUAUGCCUGGAAGGGUGAAACCGAUGAAGAGUACCUAUGGUGCAUUGAGCAGACGCUAUACUUCAAGAACGGGCCUCUCAACAUGAUUCUGGACGAUGGUGGUGACCUCACCAACCUCAUCCAUACCAAGUACCCACAGCUCUUGUCAGGCAUCCGAGGCAUCUCUGAGGAGACCACGACAGGGGUCCACAACUUAUACAAGAUGAUGGCCAACGGGAUCUUGAAGGUUCCUGCCAUUAACGUCAAUGACUCUGUCACAAAGAGCAAAUUUGACAACCUCUAUGGCUGCCGGGAGUCCCUCAUAGAUGGCAUCAAGCGGGCCACAGACGUGAUGAUUGCGGGCAAGGUGGCGGUGGUAGCGGGAUAUGGCGACGUGGGCAAGGGUUGUGCCCAGGCCCUGAGGGGUUUUGGGGCCCGAGUCAUCAUCACCGAGAUUGACCCCAUCAAUGCACUGCAGGCUGCCAUGGAGGGCUAUGAGGUGACCACCAUGGACGAGGCCUGUCAGGAGGGCAACAUCUUUGUCACCACCACAGGCUGUGUUGACAUCAUCCUUGGCAGGCACUUUGAGCAGAUGAAGGAUGAUGCCAUCGUGUGUAACAUUGGACAUUUUGAUGUGGAGAUUGAUGUCAAGUGGCUGAAUGAGAAUGCUGUGGAGAAAGUGAACAUCAAGCCCCAGGUGGACCGCUACCAGCUAAAGAAUGGGCACCGCAUUAUCCUGCUGGCCGAGGGCCGGCUGGUCAACCUGGGCUGCGCGAUGGGUCACCCCAGCUUCGUGAUGAGCAACUCCUUCACCAACCAGGUGCUGGCGCAGAUUGAACUGUGGACCCAUCCGGACAAGUACUCUGUUGGGGUCCACUUCCUGCCCAAGAAGCUGGACGAAGCAGUAGCUGAAGCCCACCUGCGCAAGCUGAAUGUGAAGCUGACCAAGCUGACUGAGAAGCAGGCCCAGUACCUGGGCAUGCCCCGUGAUGGCCCCUUCAAGCCCGAUCACUACCGCUACUGAGAACCAGGCCUGCCCUUUUUGCCUUCUAGCUGCUGUCCUUGUCCAGGUCCCACAUCUCCCCAAGAGUAAAUGGCGCCAACUUUGAGAAUGGUUUGUGAAUGUCCCCCAUUGACUCCCUGUGGCUGGUCACUCAAUCUUUGGGCUCCACUACAUCCCUCAUACUGUUCCAUGCGUGACAGGGCAAUUUGAGAAGGUAAUUGAGCCCUUCCUCAAGCCCUGGUCACAGUGGAGGUAUAUGGGAGAUACCCACAGGGAACCAUGAGCUCAGGGGUUUUAGAAGUAGUGGGCACAACGCCUGUGCACUUUAUUAUCUAAGCCCUCACCUGGCCUAUGGAUGUUGUACCCAUGUUCUUGGUUUAUAGGUUCACUGGUUCCUCAGCCCAUGGCAAAUGAGGAGGAGCUAUAUCAAUGGGCAGGGAGGAACUGUUGGAGUUUGAAUGCUCCUGAGAGCCUGGCUUAGUGCUGGGCAUUCUCUUAAACCUCAGAACAAUGAGGUUGGUACUUUCAGUCCCCUAUUUUAUAGGGGUUAUAAAAUAUACUGUUAUGGGACAGUGGAGAAAGAACAAGAGAAGUGACAGCCAGAGGUUGAGAUGGGCCAGAGAAUCUUAAAAGCAGGCAUAGAUCUGCCACCACUUUGUAAUGGUUCCUAUCACAACCCUGGAUCAAAAAGAGAUUAAUUUGGUUUAUAAAGUUUAUAUAAUGCUUAUAAUGUUAGAGCAGGAAGGUAGGUAAAUAAAAAUUUUGGUGCCUAAAAGAA